Messenger RNA from Oppia nitens, 951 nucleotides. Its product is annotated as palmitoyl-protein thioesterase 1-like. NCBI's taxonomy places the organism in Eukaryota, Metazoa, Arthropoda, Arachnida, Sarcoptiformes, Oppiidae. The record is from RefSeq and is a predicted model, not a curated record. Bases 1 to 951 code for a protein of 316 amino acids. Gene Ontology annotation, cellular component: lysosome. The transcript has 2 exons. Gene Ontology annotation, molecular function: thiolester hydrolase activity.
AUGUCUGGGAUGUCAUCAACAGUUGAUGUAUUGCCGACAGUAUUACUAACACUACACGGAAAGGACGAAACGGCAACUAUUGGCCAGACAUACGAUUUUGUUAACCGAUUGAAUACAUACCUGAAAAACCAGUCAAUCAAUUAUAUCAAAGUCAUUAACUUGGGUUUUAGUCAAACAGGUCUAAUGGACUAUAAGUGGACAUCGUUUCGGUCGAUGAGCCAACAAUCGGGACAACUGUGCCGACAGAUACAUAAGCCCCAGAUAUGGCAACAGUUAAUGAAUACAACACUGAGUAGGCGUAUAGUUUUGGUAGGGUUUUCGCAGGGAGGCCUACUAUGGCGCGGUAUGCUAUGGGGUCAGUGUUUGGAUCCAUUGCUACCCCGAUUGGAUCGCCUGAUAACGUUUGGUAGUCCACACUCGGGUGUAUUCAUACUAAACAAUUGCCAACAAAUGAUGACCCUAUCGAUGGCUAAACCGUUGGCCAAAUUGUGCCAAACUAUGCUUGAAAUUGUUAGCUUAGAUACUACUACUACUAACCGGACGGUUAUUAAACGCCGAUUACCGCCCCGGGGAUCACUGUCCGAUUUGUUUGUCUACAAUAAACUAGCCGAACAAUCAUGGCCAGUGGCCAGCUAUUGGAAUGAUCCAUUAAGUAGUAGACAACCCCUGACAUGGUUGGCCCAAAUAGACAAUCAAAUCAAUCAAAUGGACGGUCGACUACUACCAGCAACAGUAGCCAACAAAUACCUGUCCAAUAAACUGAGUCGCGGUCUGGCAUUGAUAGCAUUUGGCGCUGAAAAUAUAGUCUAUCCGCCGGUUAGCUCGCAGUUUGGCUAUUGGGACGGUUGGGCUAGAAAUUGGCUAACAUUUAAUAAGACUAAACUCUAUACGGAUGAUUGGAUUGGACUAAAACAAUUGGAUUUAAAUGGCCUACCUUUAAUAACCAAAUAA